Messenger RNA from Hippopotamus amphibius kiboko, 4450 nucleotides. It is a transcript of the gene SS18, whose product is annotated as SS18 subunit of BAF chromatin remodeling complex. Lineage: Eukaryota; Metazoa; Chordata; Mammalia; Artiodactyla; Hippopotamidae. Gene Ontology annotation, cellular component: nucleus. Gene Ontology annotation, molecular function: transcription coactivator activity. The transcript has 11 exons. Gene Ontology annotation, biological process: positive regulation of transcription by RNA polymerase II. Bases 1524 to 2711 code for a protein of 395 amino acids. The record is from RefSeq and is a predicted model, not a curated record.
UUAACACAUUUUAAAGCCAGAUUUUUUGGCAUCUGAUAAGAAUGUAUAAGAAGAAACUGCAUUUUAUUAGAAGGGCGUGUUAAUAUUUUUUUCCAGCAAGUGAAGAUUGUGGUUCAUAUGCAGAAAAAAAGUCACACUAUUAAAUGGGUCUUUGUGUUUAAUUAAAAGAAUUACAUUAAAUUACUGAGAAAGGGGCUUCCUAGGUAGCACAGUGGUUAAGAAUCUGCCUGCCAAUGCAGACGACACAGGUUCAAUCCCUGUUCCAGGAAGAUCCCACGUGCUGUGGGGCAACUAAGCCCAUGCACCACAACUACUGAGCCACACCCAGCUACUGAAGCCCAGGCGCCUAGAGCCCGUGCUCCACAACAAGAGAAGCCACCGCAGUGAGGAGCCCGCACGCGGCAACUAGAGAAAGCCCGUGUGCAGCAACGUAGACCCAACACAGCCAAUAUAUAAAUAAAGUUAUAAAAAUAAAAAAUUAGAAAGUGGUUAUGGUAUUACAAUUCAUAGUUUCAUUGAAUCCUGGAAGGGUGGGGCAGUUUCAGGAGGAACAUCUACUCCUGUCCCUUGAUAAAUCUGAGCCCGUGAAAUCUUAAGUGGUUUGCACAGGAAAGCAAAGCUGGCACUAUAACUCGCCUUUUAAUUGCUACAUCAGUGCUUUUUCCUCAGUGCCACUUUGCUUAGAUGAAUUAUUUAACCCUUAAAGCCAGUUUUGCUUUGAAUUGUUAUAAGAUGAUAGUAUGAUAAAUCGAUACGCUUCUUAUUUUUAAACUUUUGGGACAAUUAAAUUCUAAGAUGGGCUCAUAGAGUCUGUGAUAAAUAUUACACUACUUCCCUAGAAAUUAUUGUAAUUGAUUAUUGCAUAUUUGGAGAAUCACAAAACCAUGCUAGCUAUCUGCUUAAGCCUCCUGAGCUGAAGUUUUCAUGACCCUAACUUCAUUCUGGAUAAGGACAGAUUUUUUUUUUUCAGUGAGACAAAACAUUACAAUGAUGCAAAGCCAGCUUGGACUCUUAACUUUUAAUCUUUCUGGUUUGUUUGUUUUGGCUGCACCGCUCGGCUUGUGGAAUCUUAGUUCCCCUGCCAGGGAUGGAACGUGUGCGCUCUGAAAUGGAAGCUUGGAGACCUAACCACUGGACAACCAGGGAAUUCCCUCUUAACUUUUAGUCUUAAUAGGCUAAAGCUUCUGUUUCAGGUAAUAGAGAUAAUUAAAGGUUUGAACAGAAAAGAAACUCCAAAUUUUCUGUGGUGGGCUUCAGGUAAUAAUUCAGAGGGAGAAUAAUUGAAAUAGAACUAUUAGGGAAUUCCCUGGUGGUCCAGUGGUUAAGACUCCACGCUUCCACUUCUGGGGGCACGGGUUUGCUCCCUAGCCGGGAUCCCGAAAGCUGAGCAGCGUUGCCAAAAAAAAAAAAAAUUAAAAAAUGUUGAUUAAACAUAACAUUUCAAAGAUAUAAAAUAAGAUCUUUUGUGCUGAGCUAUAUAGUAUGCAUAAAAAAAGACCUCUGUGGAUUCAGUUCCUGUAGAGAUGUUGGAUGAAAAUAACCAUCUUAUUCAGUGUAUCAUGGACUAUCAGAAUAAAGGAAAGACUUCAGAGUGUUCUCAGUAUCAACAGAUGUUACAUACAAACUUGGUCUACCUUGCUACAAUAGCAGAUUCAAAUCAAAACAUGCAGUCUCUUUUACCAGCUCCACCCACACAGAAUAUGCCUAUGGGUCCUGGAGGGAUGAAUCAGAGCGGCCCUCCCCCACCUCCACGCUCUCACAACAUGCCUUCAGAUGGAAUGGUAGGUGGGGGUCCUCCUGCACCACACAUGCAGAACCAGAUGAACGGCCAGAUGCCUGGGCCUAACCAUAUGCCUAUGCAGGGACCUGGACCCAAUCAACUCAAUAUGACAAACAGUUCCAUGAACAUGCCUUCAAGUAGCCACGGGUCCAUGGGUGGUUACAGCCAUUCGGUGCCAUCGUCACAGAGCAUGCCGGUACAGAACCAGAUGACCAUGAGUCAAGGGCAGCCGAUGGGAAACUAUGGCCCCAGACCAAAUAUGAAUAUGCAGCCAAACCAAGGCCCAAUGAUGCACCAGCAGCCCCCUUCUCAACAAUACAAUCUGCCGCAGGGAGGCGGGCAGCACUACCAAGGCCAGCAGCCGCCUAUGGGAAUGAUGGGUCAGGUUAACCAAGGCAACCAUAUGAUGAGUCAGAGACAGAUUCCUCCCUAUAGACCACCGCAACAGGGCCCACCACAGCAGUACUCAGGCCAGGAAGACUAUUAUGGGGACCAAUACAGUCAUGGUGGACAAGGUCCUCCAGAAGGCAUGAACCAGCAAUAUUACCCUGAUGGUCAUAAUGAUUACGGUUAUCAGCAACCGUCGUAUCCUGAACAAGGCUACGAUAGGCCUUAUGAGGAUUCCUCACAACAUUACUACGAAGGAGGAAAUUCACAGUAUGGCCAACAGCAAGAUGCUUACCAAGGACCACCUCCCCAGCAGGGAUACCCACCCCAGCAGCAGCAGUACCCAGGGCAGCAGGGCUAUCCAGGACAGCAGCAGGGCUACGGUCCUUCACAGGGUGGUCCAGGUCCUCAGUAUCCUAACUACCCACAGGGACAAGGUCAGCAGUAUGGGGGUUAUAGACCAACACAGCCUGGACCACCACAGCCACCACAGCAGAGGCCUUACGGAUAUGACCAGGGACAGUAUGGAAAUUACCAGCAGUGAAGAGUACUUACAUUCCAAUAGCCAGUAAUCUAUUAGCAGCCAUAUUGUCGCCUCAGCACUGUGGACACCUCCUUGUGAAGAGACCCUUCCAUUCCAUCUAGUUUUUGGAAAAACCUUGUGGAUAAGUGGCUGUUUCAUCAGGAAGCAGCCUUUGUGGCUUAGUUAUAAAAGGCUUUAGUAGCUCAAAAAUACUCUUCGUUUCACAUGUCUACUCUAGAUGGCAACAUUGGACAGAAAAUACAAUGACAUAACCAAUUUGCAAUGAUUUCGGAACUGUGUUUCAAAUGGACUGUUACAGACUGAAAGGUGUGAACAGCUUUGUAUGUUUAUGAAGGUUAAGGGAAUUUAAUACUUUUCCACAGAUUCUUUUGUAAGGGGAAGAGGGAAAUGUACACUUUUUACAGCAGCAAUAUUUUGUAUAUUAUGUUUAUUUCAUGUGGUGAAUAUGCAAGGCGGUACACUACGCACUGGACAGAAUCAGAAAUCCUCUGUUAGUGGGGAUUGGAGCAUGGUGGAUGCCUGAUUGUGUUGGUCUCAGAAUGGUGUUCUGUGAGGCUGAAGGUGAGGGAGAAGACCAAAGCACACCAUAGGUCCACUGUUAUAUUCUUCAGAGGAAAUUCAGAUCCCUUUUACCUGUGAGAUAAUCAAGGGCACUGUGAUACAGUUUUAAGUAAAAAGACAUUUUUAAAAAGCUUUCCAGUUUUGUGGAUUAAAACCUUUUUAUAAAAGAUCAUUUAUAAUACAGUUUUAAAAUGUGAGGCAAUAAGAAUUACUUCAUGUUGGAUCUGAAGAAUCUUGGUAACAGUUUCAUGUAAAUGAAAUGGAAAUCCUCUCCUAAAAUAGCAAUAACUGAAUGAAAGUGUUAAUUUUACCGUGUUUGAGUAAUCAGGGAACUUAGUAAGUAAUAUCAAAACAUUUUAUAAAUGAUGUCAAAGAAGAGUCAACAUUGAUUCAGUAAUUUUAUUUUUUAACAUUAGAAGGAUAAUUGGUUUAUACAAUAAGAAUAGUUCAGGAGACUUUACAAACCUUUAUUUCAAGUUUCUUGACUGGAAGUAAUGCCAUUUAUAAAGGAAGGAACACUUAAGUUUUUCCCCUAUUUAUGUUGGUUAAUAUGACACAGAUAUUUCGGAAAAUGCUUAUUGAUGGGGUUUAUUCUGAUCUGUAUUAAAAACAUAGAGGUUGCAUUUCAGAUCACUUUGUAUAUUAGCAUGACAUAUUUAAUCACAUUUGAGACUGUCCUGUGCCUGAUUGUUCUAGCUAAUUUCCAGUGUAUUGCAUUGGGCAGGAAAUCAUGCAUUGAGAAGUUUAUAACCACAAUUAUUUAAGCAUAAUCUGAAAACAUCUAGCCCAAAGGUAAGUUGCUAUUUUCAUCACAGUCGCCUAUGCCCAGGGAAUAAGGUAUCUUCUUUAUAAUUGAAUUGUUUUUUCCCCACUUCUAACUGGAAACAAAACAGAAGGGGUGCCACAAAUUUGAAUAAGCAAAAUGUACUGUCCUCAACAUUUUAAUGUGUCUCUGUGUGUGUGUAUGAAAGAAUGUGUGUGUUUUAAGGUCAGAAUAGGGUUUUUUUUCAACCUGGUCGGUAGAAAAUGGACAUGGAGUUUGAACAGAUAAAGCAUGGAAGGCCUUAUUGUGAUUGAAAUGCUUUUAGGUUCUGUGCCAAUUUUCCACCACUGUGUACUUUGUUGCUAUUUAAAACUGUAUCAACUCUAACGGAAGAAUAAAUUAUUUGUGAUUUUAA